UUUGUUUGGAUCACUUAGAAACACAGAAACACAAAAAUACGUAAAACUAUUUGUCUGCAAUGGCUUCAAAAACGCAAGAUGCCAUGUUGGCCGAAAUGGACUUAAUCUUUCUGGACACAAUACUUCCAAGGUGCUGCAAGGAUAUCACCACCACCCAGGCAUUCUUCAAGGACUACAGUGCCGAGAAGCCGAAGAGAACGGUUACGGCGUUUCGGUACCAAACGGAUCCCUCCCUAAUUUCAGGCCAUUAUGCGAACAAUCUGAAGGUUUGCAAGGAGGAGCUGAAGACAAGGACAUGGCCACGAUCCAUGGACUGGCGCGAGGAGUAUGCGCAGUUCGUCAAGCGAAACAAGUGGUGCAACGAGGAGAUCUAUAAACUCUUCUUCGUGCAUCCGCCCAUCGAUUACCUACAAAUAAAGGACUAUCUUCAGGACCUGCUUAAAACCACUUAUAUCUCGGAUUAUUCUCCCAAUACAUACGUGUCCCUUAGAAGUCAGCGCAGGCAGAAGGUUGAUCCGAAUCCUGACAACAUUGACUAUCAGACGACCUAUGGCAAUUACCACAAUCGCAUUCAGGAGGUGAAUCCCUUCAAGUCGAACCUUUUUUCAGAACAAGAAGCAAUCGUUAAGGGUAUGAACAUAGGAGAUUUUGCCAAAGAGAUGCGCAAACUGUUCACCAAGUACAAUCUUACAACCUAUUACGAUACCAUCUGCCUCCCAGCAUUGAUAAAGGCUAAGGAUGGUAUUAUGCCAUCGGGCCCGAUCGAUCGCUACACUCUUCGCAAGCACUAAAUGGCAUCUGAAUAAACGUAUCUUCGUGACUUCAGACAAAUGUAUUGUUUUUCUAUACUUUUUUUGCCAAUAUUGAUUAGAAUUGUUUAUAGAAGGCAAAUCGACCCUCUCGUAUAUUGUGAUAAAUAGAUUUUCGGUGAUCAAGCAAACUUUUUGCUGAACG
Drosophila rhopaloa is the source of this 954-nucleotide messenger RNA. RefSeq lists its product as uncharacterized. NCBI's taxonomy places the organism in Eukaryota, Metazoa, Arthropoda, Insecta, Diptera, Drosophilidae. The transcript has a single exon. Bases 60 to 791 code for a protein of 243 amino acids. The record is from RefSeq and is a predicted model, not a curated record.